AUGCAGGCGCAGCAACCCAUCCCCUUCCAGCGCAUCCCCUUCCAGGCCAUCCCCUUCCAGGCCAUCCCCUUCCAGCGCAUCCCCUUCCAGCCCAUCCCCUUCCAGCCCAUCCCCUUCCAGCCCAUCCCCUUCCAGCACAUCCCCUUCCAGGCCAUCCCCUUCCAGGCCAUCCCCUUCCAGCGCAUCCCCUUCCAGGCCAUCCCCUUCCAGGCCAUCCCCCUCCAGCGCAUCCCCUUCCAGCGCAUCCCCUUCCAGCCCAUCCCCUUCCAGGCCAUCCCCUUCCAGGCCAUCCCCUUCCAGGCCAUCCCCUUCCAGCCCAUCCCCUUCCAGCGCAUCCCCUUCCAGCCCAUCCCCUUCCAGCCCAUCCCCUUCCAGCCCAUCCCCUUCCAGGCCAUCCCCCUCCAGCGCAUCCCCUUCCAGCCCAUCCCCUUCCAGCCCAUCCCCUUCCAGCCCAUCCCCCUCCAGCGCAUCCCCUUCCAGCGCAUCCCCUUCCAGCCCAUCCCCUUCCAGCCAGGAUUCCUGUUUGUUAACCGCUGUUGUAGUGACCUCCAGUUGAUACCAUUUACAAGAGACUGA
Molecule: messenger RNA, 576 nt
Organism: Hemiscyllium ocellatum (epaulette shark)
Lineage: Eukaryota; Metazoa; Chordata; Chondrichthyes; Orectolobiformes; Hemiscylliidae
Exons: 2
Coding region: 1-576 (191 amino acids)
Source: RefSeq, a predicted model, not a curated record